Molecule: messenger RNA, 180 nt
Organism: Acaulospora morrowiae
Lineage: Eukaryota; Fungi; Glomeromycota; Glomeromycetes; Diversisporales; Acaulosporaceae
Source: the annotation of a GenBank genome assembly
AUGGAUGGGAAGAAUGACGAUCUCACUAUGAGAAUUUGUGAUGAACCUGACACUAAACCAUAUUUCGACAAUUCAGAUCCUGUUGAAUGGCUAGCACGACAGGAAGAACUGUCAACAAAGCCAGAUGAUCAAGCUGAACAUAUGGAAGAAGCGUUGGUAAAAGAACGAGCUGCAACACUA